CAUAAAAGCUUGCGUUUUGGGCGAAUAAACACCUUAUCUGCUUAUCUUCUUCCACUACCAAAGCAAUAGUAGAGAGCAGAGAGUAGAGAGCAGGCAACAAUGGCAAUCGCACUUACCACGUCUUCUUCCCUCUUCAUAUCCAAAUACUCACCCUCCUCCUCCUCCUCUCCAAGGACUACGCCCUUCCUCGGAUUCUCACUCGCCGCUUCCACCAAACCUUCCCUUCAAUCCAAGCGACUUUUCUACAUCUGCUGCCAAGAAAAAUCCUCUGCUAUACCCGCCGAACAGCAGUGGAUGUUUGAUGAUCUCACUGGUCCCGAUGUGUGGAAUAAAACAUGGUAUCCCAAGGCUAAGGACCAUAUUCCAACCAGCAAGACUUGGUACGUAGUCGAUGCUACUGACAAGAUUCUUGGAAGACUAGCAUCCACAAUAGCUAUUCAUAUCAGGGGAAAGAAUCUAGCUACUUACACUCCUAGUGUCGACAUGGGAGCUCAUGUUAUAGUGGUGAAUGCUGAGAAGAUUGCUGUAUCUGGAAAGAAGAGGACACAGAAACUCUACCGGAGGCAUUCAGGGACACCUGGUGGCAUGAAAGUGGAAACGUUUGAUCAGCUCCAGAAGAGAAUUCCUGAAAGAAUCAUCGAGCAUGCUGUACGCGGGAUGCUUCCUAAAGGGAGGGCAAUACUUCUACUCUAGCUAAUUACAGGAAGCAGAGAGUAACGAAAAUUAAUCAAACAUGAUUUCCUAUUUGUUGUGUUUCUUAUGUUCCUUAUAUGCAUAAUCUUGGUUGUUUGCAGCUUGGAAGAUCAUUGUUUACCCAUCUUAAGGUUUACACUGGUCCAGACCACCCUCAUGAAGCUCAACAGCCCAAGGAAUUGCCUAUAAGGGACAAGAGGAUAACAAAGCAGACAUAGGUGUUUACGUUUCUUUGAAGAAAUCGCUUAGAGAGAGUUUUCAGAUGUUUAUAUGGAUUCCAUCAUUCACUUCAGCUCUCAUGUGGCUGGGAGCACCCUCAUAACCAUUUUCCCGAGGCGUUUAAGCACAAUCAGAAUUGUUAUGAAGCUCUUUUGACUAAACAUUUGCAUGACUAUCUUUUUGUACGUUUUGUCAGUCUAUAUUAUCGUUAUUAUGAUGAUUAUAUAUCGCUUA
Salvia splendens (bonfire salvia) is the source of this 1146-nucleotide messenger RNA. RefSeq names its product 50S ribosomal protein L13, chloroplastic. The transcript is spliced from 4 exons. Gene Ontology annotation, biological process: negative regulation of translation; translation. Lineage: Eukaryota; Viridiplantae; Streptophyta; Magnoliopsida; Lamiales; Lamiaceae. Gene Ontology annotation, molecular function: structural constituent of ribosome; mRNA binding. Gene Ontology annotation, cellular component: cytosolic large ribosomal subunit; ribosome. The record is from RefSeq and is a predicted model, not a curated record. Bases 100 to 693 code for a protein of 197 amino acids.